AUGCCCCGGCCGAGCAGGAGCGAGUACGGCGAGCACAAGCCCCCUUACUCGUACAUCAGCCUGACCGCCAUGGCCAUCCAGAGCAGCCCGGAGAAGAUGCUCCCGCUGAGCGCCAUCUACAAGUUCAUCAUGGACCACUUCCCCUUUUACCGCAGCAACACCCGGCGCUGGCAGAACUCCUUACGACACAACUUGUCUUUCAACGACUGCUUCGUCAAGAUGCCCCGCAGGGCUGAACACCCCGGCAAGGGCGGCCUGUGGGCCCUGCACCCCCUCUGCGGGGACAUGUUCCACAACGGCAGCUUCCUGCGCCGCCGGAAGCGCUUCAAGGCGGCCGAGCCCAUCGUGGCCGUGCGCGCGCAGCCGCCCUUCAAGCACCCCUUCGCCAUCGAGAGCCUCAUCCAGACGCCCGCAGCCGUGCGCCUCCCCAUGGCGCCCCAGCAGCAGCACCCCGACUGGCCGCCCCGAACGCACGCCGCUUCUUUGGCGCCCAGAGACGUCCUCCUUCCCGCCGUCCCGGUGCCCGUCAAAGCGACGCACGUGCUACUGCCGGGCCUGCACACGCACGUCCCCGCUUUCCUGGGGGGUGGUCCCACACAGGCCUUUUUCAGCCAUGGUGGCCCGCCUGUGUGCACGCUGCAGGUGGACGUGCACUAA
Nerophis lumbriciformis (worm pipefish) is the source of this 657-nucleotide messenger RNA. Its product is annotated as forkhead box protein B1-like. Gene Ontology annotation, biological process: anatomical structure morphogenesis; cell differentiation; regulation of transcription by RNA polymerase II. Gene Ontology annotation, molecular function: DNA-binding transcription factor activity, RNA polymerase II-specific; RNA polymerase II cis-regulatory region sequence-specific DNA binding. The record is from RefSeq and is a predicted model, not a curated record. NCBI's taxonomy places the organism in Eukaryota, Metazoa, Chordata, Actinopteri, Syngnathiformes, Syngnathidae.